Molecule: messenger RNA, 827 nt
Organism: Cryphonectria parasitica EP155
Lineage: Eukaryota; Fungi; Ascomycota; Sordariomycetes; Diaporthales; Cryphonectriaceae
Product: Isy1-like splicing factor
Exons: 2
Coding region: 48-827 (259 amino acids)
Biological process (GO): mRNA 3'-splice site recognition; generation of catalytic spliceosome for second transesterification step
Cellular component (GO): post-mRNA release spliceosomal complex; Prp19 complex; post-spliceosomal complex
Source: RefSeq, a predicted model, not a curated record
UACACCUCCUCCAUAACCUACUCUUGGUUGCACAUAAAACUACAAAAAUGGCGCGCAACUCAGAAAAAGCCCAGUCGAUGCUCUUCCGCUUCCGCGAAGCCCAAGCUGCGGACCUAGGCAUCAUCGACGCAGGCCGCACGCGGCGCCCCCGGGCCAUCACCGAGCAGGACAGCAUCCCCGCGUGCGAGCGAUGGCGCGGCCAGGUGCUCAAGGAGAUCUCGCGCAAGGUCUCGCGCAUCCAGGACCCGGCCCUCAGCGACUACCAGGUGCGCGACGUCAACGACGAGCUCAACAGACUGAUGCGCGAGAAGCACGCCUGGGAGGUCCAGAUCCGGAACCUGGGCGGACCCAACUAUAUGCGCGGCGGGAGCGGCGGCGGCGGGGGGCGGUCGGCCAUGUACGAUGAGCAGGGGCGCGAGGUGCCUGGGGUUGGGAACAGGGGGUACAAGUACUUUGGGCGGGCGCGAGAGCUUCCCGGGGUCAAAGAGAUGUUUGAGGCCGCAGCGAGGGGCCGGGCGGAUGCAGACGGGGACAAGAAGAAGAGGGCGGGGCUAGAGGCGAGGGACGAUAUAAGGAGGGCCGUGAACGCGGCAUAUUUCGCCUUGGCGCCCGGCGAGGAGGACGAGGAGCUUCUUGCGUACGAAGAGGAGAAGGAGACGGCGGCCUUUGAGAACCUGGCGAGAAACGGGUCCAAGGAAGUCCCGCCGGACUGGGAGCCGCUGCCGGGCGACGCGGGCGACGGGAAACCGUGGCAACUGCCCACCACCGAGGAUGUUCAAGAGGAGCUGAUAGACCGGAGGAGGAGGAGGCUGCUCGCGCAGUUCUGA